Messenger RNA from Coffea arabica (coffee), 690 nucleotides. Its product is annotated as beta-D-glucosyl crocetin beta-1,6-glucosyltransferase-like. Lineage: Eukaryota; Viridiplantae; Streptophyta; Magnoliopsida; Gentianales; Rubiaceae. Gene Ontology annotation, molecular function: UDP-glycosyltransferase activity. The record is from RefSeq and is a predicted model, not a curated record.
AUGGAAGGGAAAUACUUGGACCACAUUGCUGGUUUGACCAACAUGCAGACUCUUCCUGUUGGUCCAUUAAUUCCCACUGGUCCUAUUGCUGCUGCUGAAUUAGGUGAAGAGGAUAUCGAGCUCAUGAAUUGGCUUGGACAGAAGGAUGUAAAUUCAGCUGUGUUUACUUCCUUUGGCACUAUGUAUUUCCCAAGUGAGGAAGAGAUCAAAGAGAUUGCUCAUGGAUUGGAUCUGAGCAAUGUAAAUUUCAUCUGGGCUUUAAGAUCUCCAGACGGUGACGAAAGUAGACUUGAAGAGAUUCUACCAACGGGAUUUCUUGAGAGAGUGAGAGGUAGAGGGAGGAUUGUUCAAGGAUGGGCGACGCAGGCAAUGAUUCUUGGCCAUUCGAGCAUUGGUGGAUUUUUAUCCCACUGUGGUUGGAUAUCUUUAACCGAAGGCAUAGAAUUUGGUGUUCCGAUAAUAGCAAUGCCUAUGAAUUUGGAACAGCCCCUUAAUGGAAGGGUGUUGGUGGAAAAUGGUGUGGCUGUGGAAGUCAUGAGAGAUGAAAAUGGUAGACUUAAGGGGGAAGAGAUAGCAAAAAUGAUCAACCAUGUGGUAAUUGGGGGUGCAGGGGAAACCAUGAGGCAAAAAAUAAAAGAUUUGAGGAAGAAGAUCAAAUCAAGUGAAGAAGACAAUCUGGAUGAACUUUAA